AUGCCGAGGACUCGUGCUAAUAAUGGGAGCUCCAGUAAUGAGAAUACCGAGGCCCUCAGUGAAUUCUUCAGGACCUUGGGGACUAUGACCCAAAUGAUGAAAGACAGCAUGCCGGCCCCUGCUACUCCUGCCCUUGGACUGACUGAUAGUGGGUUGAUAGAAAGGUUUAAGAGGUUAGCACCUCCGACGUUCUUUGGGCACGAGGGAGUGGAGAAAGCGGAACGGUGGAGGAGAAAAGUGGAGAAAAUUUUUGAGGUGUUACACUGUACUGAUGGGCAGAAGUACCUCUCUGACUCUAUACAUGAAAGAAAGGAAGUGAAGUUCAUUGAGCUGCAACAAGGAAACCUGUCAGUGGAACAGUAUGCAGCCAAGUUUGCUGAGCUGUCAAGAUAUGCGCCACACAUCAUCAAUACGGAGGCGCGAAAGGUGAAUAAAUUUGAGCGAGGCCUCAGGCCCGAUAUAAGGGGAAGGGUGAUAUCGGCGAACCUCAAGACAUUCUCCCCUUUGGUAGAGUUGGCUAUGAAGAUUAAGAGGGACUGUGAAGAGUCCCGAUUCGAGGGAAAUAGGAAAAUGGGACCAGCCCAGUUUGGGAACCUUGGGAGGAAGACUCGGCCGCCUCCGAGGAAAAGCUUCAAGGGAAGAUAUAACCAAGGAAAUAAGAAGAUUCGGAAGACCUUUACAGGUGGCAUAAGGAAGAACCAGCGCCCGACGUGCCCAUACUGUGGGAAGGACAAUCACUAUGCGGUUGAGUGUUGA
Molecule: messenger RNA, 756 nt
Organism: Amborella trichopoda
Lineage: Eukaryota; Viridiplantae; Streptophyta; Magnoliopsida; Amborellales; Amborellaceae
Source: RefSeq, a predicted model, not a curated record